GACCUCUCUCUCACACGCACCAAAGCGACUCUGUUGCUUGCAACCUUGCAAGAAAAGAAGACCGUAAUCUCCUCGUGAGUGAUCUCGUACUCACUCCGCUGUCCAAAAGCAACAGGCGAAGGAGAGAGAGAGAGAGAGAGAGCCGGAAAAGGGGAGGAAAAACUGGAAAGGAAGACGAAAAAGCUUGCUAUUUCACUACUUCGCCUCACACCAGCAGCACCUCCAUUCCGAUUUCGAGGCAGAAAGGAAGGUUUUUGAGAGGUGAAACAGAGGAAGACGGACGGGAAGAGAGGGUAGACGAGGGGAAGGUGGGGGGAUCUGAGGAGGGGUUGGUGGUGGCAAGGGGGAGGGUCCGGGAUGACGUCGGGAGGGGGUCGGCUUCCGACGUGGAAGGAGAGGGAGAACAACAAGCGGCGGGAGCGGCGCCGGAGGGCGAUCGCCGCCAAGAUCUUCACUGGGCUGCGGACGCUUGGCAACUACAAGCUGCCGAAACACUGCGACAACAACGAGGUCCUCAAGGCCCUCUGCCGCGAGGCCGGGUGGGAAGUCGAAGAUGAUGGCACUACCUACCGAAAGGGAUUCCACCCGCCACCACCGGAGGCUGCAGCAGGAGGCCUUUCGACGAACAUAAGCCCACUGUCGUCUUCGUUCCCGAGUCCUGUCCCGUCCUACCAUGCAAGCCCAUCCUCCUCCUCCUUCCCGAGCCCUAGCCGCCUCGAUAACUCUAACGACCAUUCUGUCAGACCCUCUUGCCUCCUCCCGUUCCUCCGCAAUCUGUCCACCCUUCCGCCUCUUCGAAUCUCUAACAGCGCACCCAUUACGCCGCCCAUCUCCUCCCCGACCGCCUCCCGCCCACCUAAGAUUAGGAAACCGGACUGGGACUACAGUUCAUUCCCCCAUGCUCUGUUCGCUGCCUCUGCUCCUGCUAGCCCGACCCGAGGCUGCCUUCACGGGCAACAACCCUCGACAAUACCUGAAUGUGAUGAAUCUGAUGCCUCCAGUGUUGGUUCUGGCCGCAGGAUCAACUUCCAGAUGACAGCUCCAGCAUCGCCGACCUACAACCUCGUCAACCCGGGUGCCAUGUCAAGUUUUCCAGGAGGAGAGGUGCUAGAGAAGGGGCGAGGGGGCAUGGAGUUCGACUUCGAGAGUGGUAGGGUGAAAGCUUGGGAGGGGGAGAGGAUCCAUGACGUUGGACUGGAUGAACUUGAGCUCACAUUGCGACUUGGAAUCAUGGCGCCCAAGUGAAAGUGAAUGUGAAAGUGCUUGAGCUAUCUUUUGGCUUCUUGAUGUGAAGUUUGUAAUCUCGUACUGAUGCACUAAGCCUACUUAAGCAGAAAUCUUGAUGGUUUGUUCUCUUUCAA
Molecule: messenger RNA, 1361 nt
Organism: Musa acuminata AAA Group (dessert banana)
Lineage: Eukaryota; Viridiplantae; Streptophyta; Magnoliopsida; Zingiberales; Musaceae
Product: protein BZR1 homolog 1
Exons: 2
Coding region: 358-1245 (295 amino acids)
Biological process (GO): DNA-templated transcription; brassinosteroid mediated signaling pathway
Molecular function (GO): DNA-binding transcription factor activity
Source: RefSeq, a predicted model, not a curated record